Meloidogyne enterolobii is the source of this 577-nucleotide messenger RNA. The record is from the annotation of a GenBank genome assembly. NCBI's taxonomy places the organism in Eukaryota, Metazoa, Nematoda, Chromadorea, Rhabditida, Meloidogynidae.
UUUAUCCUUAAUAACGGAACAUGAAUUUUCCUUCGACUUUUCAUUUAAUCGUUCAUUGCUUAAAAAACCUGACGAAACUUUAAAAGAAAAAUUUAAAAGAUUAAAAACAAAUAUGUUAAACAAAUUUUCAAAAGAUCACAGAAGAAUGUCUGAUAUUAGAGGAAUUGAAUUUGAAGGUUUAAAAAAAGUAUGGGUUGAAAUUGAUAUACCAAUUAAUGGAAACUCUGGCUAUAUUAAACGUUCAUGGCAAAUUCACCAUCCCCAUUUAAACAAACGUUUUACCUUCUUUGUCGGUGCCUUCUCUUCGGAUAUAUAUUUACGGGCUCGAAUUACUUUAUUUAAUCAAAAUGAGUCUGAUCCUUUCUUUGAUGACGAAGACAAUGUUUUGAUUAAAUCGGAAGAUGAAAAUAUAAUUUUUGAAAAAUUUAAAUUUAAAGAUGUAAAAGUUGCAGAUAAAGAAUUAGAAAAAUAUGAAAAAGAAAAAAAUUUGAAAGUAUAUCCUGCUUGGAGAGAUAAAUAUAAAAAUUGGGUUUGUAUUUUGUUCCCAGAGAGACGCAGCUCAACUCAGAUAUUGUAA